Trichogramma pretiosum is the source of this 5744-nucleotide messenger RNA. It is a transcript of the gene chb, whose product is annotated as CLIP-associating protein 1. The record is from RefSeq and is a predicted model, not a curated record. Gene Ontology annotation, cellular component: mitotic spindle; spindle microtubule; microtubule organizing center. Bases 787 to 5109 code for a protein of 1440 amino acids. The transcript has 24 exons. Gene Ontology annotation, biological process: mitotic spindle assembly. Gene Ontology annotation, molecular function: microtubule binding. Lineage: Eukaryota; Metazoa; Arthropoda; Insecta; Hymenoptera; Trichogrammatidae.
UUGCUGCUUGUAGCAUCUAUUGGCAUAUUCGGCAGCAAUCAGCAGCAGCUUUUAGUGAUAUGUAUUCUGUGCUAUAUAUGUACGAAAGUUGAUUCGAAUCACGCUCAAAGCUCGAUUAUCAACACCGAAAGUUAGCCUCUUAAGGAUAACUAAGGAUCAAUCGUGGCUGUUUUAUAGCGUCAUCCUAAUUCUCGUAAAUAAAAACAAGACAGUGAACAGACCUAUUGAGAGUCGAAACCUCAGACCUCGACCCAAAGAGGCUCGGCUAGUGCAAAUUUAAGGCGGCUGUUUGCUUUUCUCGAUACCGCUCUCCGUUAUUAUUCCCAGUGUUCUUAUUCUUUAUCUGUCGCGUAUGGUGAAAAUAGUUGUGUUAAAAGGUACACCAUUACUCUGUGAAUGUUAGUUACUAGUUAUAGAAUUUGUAUUCUAAUUGUUUUAGCACCGAAUAAAUGAUCUACAAUCAAUGUUCAUAACAGUGUAAAUAAAUACUAUCAAACAAUUUUCAAUACCAAAAUAUUUUACUUCAGGAACUAAAUAUUGCGGAAGUGGAGAAUAGUGUCGCAUUGAGUGCAAAAACGAAGAGUGAUAACUAUGAAAUCAGACAUUGAUUGAAGUAAAUAGAAAGAAGUUUGUCAAAUCUGUAGUUCAUUUAAAGUGACUUAUUUUAUUUAAUUAAUCCUGUGAGAAUCGAGAAAAGCAUCGAGUAACUACGCUAGCAGGUUCUCGAGUUGCUUCAAACUUGCUAUUUUCAUGACCUAAUCAUCUGUCGAUUAGCCACUCCAAGUCAUGGCCGUCAAUCCCAGAGACAUGGAUGGCUUUAUGCCACUUUUGUCAACUACAGAUAUCAAGAAAAAGCUUCAAGUUGGUGUUCAACUUCUGAAUUUUCUAGCAGAUCCAUUUAAAAGUAUUGAAUGCCAAGAUAUAGGCCUUUUUAUAGACAAUCUUGUGCCUUGGCUCAAUAGCAGCAAUCCUAAGGUCGUUCAAAAUGGUCUGGAUGCACUCACAUACUUGGCGGACCGAAUGGGACAUGAUUUCAGGCCGUACAUUUCAACUAUUAUUCAACCAACAAUAGACAGGCUAGGUGACAACAAAGAUGCGACGAGAGAAAAGGCGCAGCUUAUGCUUUUGAAAAUUUUAGAGAGGGGAAGCAUGUCUCCUCAACACUUACUAGACAAACUUCAACCAUCAUUUUCGCACAAAAACGCAAAGCUACGGGAAGAAGCGCUAAUCCUUUUAACAACGACACUAAACGAACACGGUGCCGACGAAAUGGCUCUUUCUGGUGCUAUUCCCAGCAUUGUUAAACUGUUGUCUGAUCCAACCGAGAAAGUUAGAGAGACAGCUAUGAACACUUUAACGGAUAUCUAUCGACAUGUUGGGGACAGGUUGCGAGUAGAUUUACAGAGAAAGCACAAUGUACCACAAGCAAAAUUAGCGCUAUUAGUGGAGAAGUUCGAUCAGUUACGUGCAUCCGGUGAUAUGUUGCCUCAAGCGCGCUCUGCUGAUGUUGGUAAAGAACCUGACGAACCCGAUAGAGUAACAAAGUCAGCCUUAGUGAAACGAACACAAAGUUUGUUACAAAAGAAAAGCCAAUUUGGCCCUGCCAAACCUUCAUCGGUGCCUCAAGCUCAAAGUGUCAGUUCGAACUCAAUGGCCAUUCCUAGAGGAUCUUCAUGCAAAAGAAUUCCAUCUUUUAAAACACCGACGGUUUCAGGUCAAGCUGGGGCUGUUGAUGAAGAAACAUUCAUAAUGGCUUUUGAAGAUGUGCCCACGGUCAAUAUAUUUACGAAUAAAGAUCUUGAAGAUCAUAUGAGAAACAUCAAAGAUAUUGUCGGUGAUGACAAGAAAGAUUGGAAACAAAGGACUGAUAGUAUGAAAAAAUUGCGAGGUGUUAUAAUCGCAGGUGGUAUGAGCUAUGACUCUUUUUUUCCUUGUUUAAAAGAUCUGCAGAGAGCAUUUGAAAUUGCUUGUACGGAUCUGCGGUCACAAGUAGUCCGAGAAGUUUGCAUUACUUUAGCUUAUCUUAGUACACAGCUUAAAAAUAAAUUCGCAUCUUUUGGAGAAGCUGUUCUACCAACUCUUAUGAAUCUCAUUCAAAAUAGUGCAAAGGUCGUAGCAACCGCAGGUUCAGUAGCGUUACGAUUUAUACUUCAAAGUACCUAUAGUAGCCGUUUUAUUCCUAUCAUUGUAACAUCAUUAAACAACAAGAGUAAGGAUAUAAGACGAGCAACCUGCGAAUAUUUACAUUUAAUUUUAACAUCAUGGCAAACGUCUUUAUUGCAAAAGCACGUUGGCAUAUUACAAGAUGCAAUAAAAAAAGGCAUGGCUGAUUCUGAUUCUGAAGCUAGAGCUUUCGCGCGAAAGUCGUACUGGGCAUUUAAAGAACAUUUUCCUGAACAAGCUGAAGCUCUUUUAAAUAGCCUAGAUGCAACUUACAAACGAUCGCUCAUGUCUCUCAGUAACAGUGGCAGCAUAAAUAGUCUUAAUUUCGUGACAAAAUCAACCAACAUUAGUCCUCGUGUACCUCGACCAGUAAUAAGUAAUACAGGUCGAGUUUCACCCGGUGUUCGAUCUACAAGCGCUAUAGAUCUUCAAGCUGCUCAAAGAGCUAAUGCACGAAUGAAGUAUGCCUACUUGAAUAGACAAAAAGUCACCCUUCCUCGACCUAAUAAAUCACCGGAAGCGAGUUCAAUAGCCAGUCCAGAAAGGAUUGCUCGCACGAGAACGCGAAUCUCUGGUGUUUCGCAAUCACAGCCAAGCAGCAGGUCAGGUUCACCCUCUUCACGUUUAAGCUACGCAACUUACAACAGAGACAGUCCGGGAGAAUCUCUUAUUCCGAGAUCAAAAGUAUUAACAGAUCAUGGAAUGCGGAGUUCUGGCAACAGUCGAGAACCAAGUCCUCAGCGCUUUGGUUAUGAUAGAAACAGUUUUGGAAAAAUUAGGAGUAGAAACAUACACAUGUCACCAUCAGAUAGACCACCUUCACGAUGUGUGAUGGCGCAAAAAAUGCUUCAACAGUCGCGAGAAGCAGAAUCUGCUCUAGCAGAUGCUCUUACGUUUGAUAGUAUUGAUAGCUAUACAAGAACUCCAAAAGGUAAAGGAGACCAUAGCGAUGACAGUGAAACUAGCAGCAUUUGUUCAGAGCGCAGUCACGAUAGCUUUCGCAGACCCAGUGAUUCAUUCUCGUGGAGUGGUUCCCAACAAAGACUUUGUCGGGAUCUGUGGGAUCAAUCGAACCCUAAGGAUAUUAAAGAAAUUAUUGAAAACUGUAGUCAUAAACAUUGGGCUGAUCGAAAAGAAGGUUUACUGGGAUUACAACACUUUUUAGCCAAUGGUUACACAUUGAAUGCGACGGAGUUACGCAAAAUCACAGAUAUAUUUGCAAAAAUGUUUAUGGAUUCUCAUACAAAAGUGUUUAGUUUGUUUCUCGAUACAUUGAAUGAAUUAAUUCAAACGCAUUGUGAAGAUCUUGGAGAUUGGUUGUAUAUACUAUGCACACGAUUACUAAAUAAGUUAGGAACAGAUCUACUUGGUUCGAUACAAACUAAAAUUUACAAGACCCUAGAAGUUGUGAGAGAUUGUUUUCCUGGAGAACAACUUUUACCCGCAGUAAUGAGGUUUUUAACAAAUCCUACUCAAACUCCAAACUCUCGUGUCAAAGUUGCUACAUUGACGUUCAUCACGCAAAUAACUGAAAUUGCUGAACCGUCCGCUUUAAAUCAUUCUGCCACCCCAGGCGUCGUAAAGCUGUUAGAUUGGACUAACGAUGUUAAAAGUCAAGAUGUCAGAAGACACGCUCAAAAUGCCGUUAUAUCGCUCUAUAAUUUAAAUUUAUCGCAAUUCACAAUGAUUCUCUCGUCCCUGCCUAAAUAUUAUCAGGAAACUGCGCUGCCGCUAAUCCAAAGUCGCCUGAAAAGAUCUACUACAAGUACACCUGCUUCCCCCGGAACUCCACCGCCAAGAAUACCUCAUUCACCAGCCCGAAUAAAACUUAAACCAGAUAGUGAAAAUGCAGAUGACAGUUUAAAUCCCGAAGAAGUAUACAGGUCUUUGCGUCGUACCACAGCAGAAAUUCAGAAUUAUGGUUUCGAACGUUUAGAAAAAGCAACUACGAGUAAGGACAGUGGAAUAAGCAACAUGGCUGAUGUUGAAGAAAGGCUGGAAGGUCUGACGCUGUCUAAUUCUGGACGAUCCUCUUCAGUUUCAUCACCAACACAGCGUGGAAAGGUUACUACAAAUGUCGCAGUUAACGGUUCAACAGAUACAAUUGCUGGAGAUCUCAUACUACCCCAAGAAAAUAAUGGUUAUAAAGCUCACGGGUCUGUGCCAGACUCAAUAAGAGGGCCAGAAGUUUUAGACAACACAUUAAAAAUUCUGCAGGCAGAAGAAUCACAAAUUUCUGAAAAAGUAGCUGCGUUACAAGAAUUUCAAUUGUUUGUGCGAGAUGGCGAUGCUCUAUAUAUAAAACAACACUUCAGAAAACUGCUGAAAACCUUAAUCGGAAGUUUAGCAAGUGAAAAUAAAGAAAUGCAAAUUGAAGUACUACAAUGUCUUAUUGACAUGUUGAAAUGUCCUGAAUUAGCUGAUAGCUUUUCUUUUUAUGCUGAGUUACUAGUACUGAAAGUAGUUCGAGCUCAUAAGUUUGAUGAUCAAAAAAGUGAAUCGAAUAGUGGCGGUAACAGCAGUAGAACUACGGUUCUAAGAAUGGCUGAAAAAUGCGCAGCGACAGUAGCUGUAAUUUUACCACCCGAGCAAACAAUAAGAUUCGCUACUUCAAUGAUGACUACAGAAUCGUACCCGCAGAAUAUGGGAGCUAUCAAAAUGUUGCACAAAGUAGUUGAGCAUUAUGGACGUAAAGCAAUUGAACCGCAUCUGGAAAAAGUUAUGCCGGGUUUAUUAACGGCUUAUGAUGACGCAGAAUCAACAGUUAGAAAGAGUGCAGUAUUUUGUAUGGUAGCAAUCCAUGCAGCUGUAGGCGAAGAUGCUCUUAAACCCUACUUGAGCUCUCUUUAUGGUAGCAAACUGAAGUUACUAAACAUUUACAUUCAAAGAGCACAACAACCUAACAGUCAACCUGCAAGUCCACGCAGUGGUAGUGUGAAAAAUUAAUUUAAUUCUAAAUGACUGGUUGUCGAAAUUCCAGCAGGAUCGUUUCAACCUUUAGAUUAGAUAUCGUGAAAGAAUUUACACAAAUUAUCGUUUGGCAAAGAUAUUUGCACUUUCAGUAAAUGAGCGUGUCUGAGUCUUGGUUUUUUACUCAUGGAAUAUGAAACUCUAAUUAGUUUGCUUACUGCUACUUUGAUAACAAUAGAUCUACAACUAAUUUUUGUUUAUUCGGUUUGCAGUAGCAAAUGCCAAAUUGUAAUUCAAAAACUUUUGACGUGAGUUUAAAUUGGAAAACUUUUGAGCUUCCUAUAUUUAUCUAAUGUUACUGGUGGUGGUCAUUUUUGGUCUUACAACUUGUAAGCAUUCGCUUUGAUCAUUGUUUUUUUGUUCUCAAUGAACAAUUGUUUGUACAUAUAUAUAUGUUAAUUUGUGGAUUUUUAUAUCAACUUUGAGCGCAUUCUGUUUUGAUCAAUCGGUGCUUAAGUAUUGUAUACAUUCAAAAGCAAUAAAGAAGAUUCAUUUGUAUUAAUCGCUUACGAAUAUCAUCUUAUGACGUGUCAAAGCAACAUUUAGAAAAUAUAAAUUUUAUAAAUUUAAAAAAGAUGGAAUCGUGUAGUACUUAUAACAAUAAUUACAUA